Arctia plantaginis is the source of this 1278-nucleotide messenger RNA. The record is from the annotation of a GenBank genome assembly. NCBI's taxonomy places the organism in Eukaryota, Metazoa, Arthropoda, Insecta, Lepidoptera, Erebidae.
AUGAAGUCAGUGGUUUUAACGUGUAUAAUUGUGACUAUUGUAAACAUGAGAGUGAGUGAAGCGAGCAGAGUACAAGCUGCUGUUAGUUUUUUAACAAAUGCAUCCUAUCAAGAAAUAGAAAUAAAGUCAGAGUCAAGCCUGUCUUUACGAGAUAUACUUCCGGAAAAGGCAAAGUUCUACGAUAAAAACAGAGCCCCGAAGCUUCAGGGACAACCUACGAUAGUCUACUUCCACGUCACCGUACUGUCUCUAGACUCCAUCAAUGAAGAAAGCAUGACGUAUGUGGCAGACAUCUUCCUAGCACAAUCUUGGCGAGACCCUAGACUCCGAUUACCGGAGAACAUGCACGAGGAGUACCGGAUCCUCGACGUUGAUUGGUUAAAUAAGAUCUGGCGGCCCGACUGCUUCUUCAAGAAUGCAAAAAAAGUCACCUUCCAUGAAAUGAGCAUUCCCAAUCAUUACCUCUGGUUGUAUCAUGAUAAGACGUUACUUUAUAUGUCGAAACUAACAUUGGUUCUAUCGUGCGCCAUGAAGUUCGAGACAUAUCCACACGACACACAAAGCUGUUCCAUGAUGAUUGAAAGCUUAUCCCACACAGUCCACGACUUGGUGUUCAUCUGGAACGUGACAGAUCCUUUGGUAGUGAACCCUGACAUUGAACUGCCUCAGCUAGAUAUUUCAAAUAAUUACACAUCUGAUUGCACAAUUGAAUACUCCACUGGUAACUUCACCUGCCUAGCCGUAGUGUUUAACCUCCGACGAAGGUUAGGCUAUCAUCUGUUCCAUACGUAUAUUCCAUCAGCCCUGAUCGUCGUCAUGUCCUGGAUAUCUUUUUGGAUCAAGCCUGAAGCAAUACCUGCUAGGGUCACACUGGGUGUAACAUCAUUACUGACUUUAGCCACUCAAAAUACUCAAUCCCAGCAAAGUCUACCACCAGUUUCAUAUGUCAAGGCUAUAGACGUUUGGAUGUCGUCCUGUUCCGUCUUCGUGUUCCUUUCGCUCUUCGAGUUCGCUGUUGUGAACAACUAUAUGGGCCCAGUGGCUACCAAGGCCAUGAAAGGGUACUCUGAUGAGGAUCUUUCGAGGGAUUUGGAUGCUUUUAAGCACAUAUUCCCAACGCCAGUGGACAAUCGCGCCAGUACAUCCGCAUCGAUUCCUCAAUACGACACCUUCUGCAACGGACGUGAGACUGCGGUUUACAUAGACCGCUUUUCAAGAUUUUUCUUCCCCUUCUCCUUCUUUAUAUUGAACGUGGUCUACUGGUCUACUUUCUUGUGA